GAGCGCGCACGCAGACUCGAGUCUCUCUGAUACACCAUAACACAUCAUCGUAAGGAUGGAUGGAAAUGUCUUCCCCGACCAAGAACAGCUGCUGGUUUUUCUGAAGAAGCUCAAAGAAGUCUUCGACGUGUGCGACGACGAUGCGGACGGCUAUAUUCGCGUUGAGCACUUCGUGGAUUUGGGUAUACAGUUCGGCCAGGGAGAUGAAGUGAAGAACUUUGCCAAGUACCUGGACCCAAAUGCUCACGGCAGAAUCAACUUCAAAGAUUUUUGCCACGGAGUGUUUGCGAUCAAAGGCUGUGAGGAAAUUCUGAAAACUGCCCUCGGCACACCCAGCAUCGGAGCACAGCCGUACCAUACCGAUAAUGGUUACUACUAUCAGCAUGGGGACGGAAGUCUGGGACCCCCUAUCAUCGUGUGCACGCGACCCUACCAAGAAUGCCAGCUGUAUUCUGACGAGGAAGGACUUGGCGGAAGGGAAGCACAUGAGUCGGACAUGGACAGUGCUGGAGACAGCGGGGCGGGAUCGGAAUCGUCUGAAGGAGGUCGCCAUGAUGAUAAAGAGGAAGGGAUGGCAGGACUCUUUUGUGGAAACAGCUGUGGUCAGAUGGUCUCAUCCGCAGCAGCUUCAGUGAUCUCAGCAGAGGAACAGUUUGAGGAUUAUGGAGAGGGAGAGGAUGUGGACUUCACACCCAGCAGUCCCAUCCCUGAUGACGAUACACGCACUAAUGGUUUCUCUGAUCUGGGAUCCUCUCUGCCUUCAAGUGCUGGUCAGACGCCUCAGAAGAUAAGGCAUCUGUAUAGCAGUGAGCUUCUGGAUGUCUACUGUUCUCAGUGCUGCAAGAAAGUUAACCUACUCAAUGACUUAGAGGCUAGACUCAAGAACCUUAAGGCUAACAGCCCGAACAGGAAAAUCACCAGUACGGCAUUUGGUCGUCAACUCUUCCAUCACAGUAACUUCAGCAGCAGCCAGGGCAGCACAGAAGAUCUGUUUAGAGACAGCAUCGACUCCUGUGACAUCGACAUCACUGAGAAGGUGAGUUAUUUGGAGAAGAAGAUAACAGAGCUUGAGAACGACAGUCUGGCUAGCGGAGAUCUGAAAUCCAAACUUAAACAAGAAAACACACAACUAGUUCACAGGGUACAUGAGCUGGAGGAACAGAUCAAGGAUCAGGAGACGCGUGCAGAGCAAGGUCUAGAGGAGGAACUGAAAAGACACAGAGAGGCCUACAGCAAGAUGCAGAGAGACAAGUCCACAGAGAUCGAACUGCUUAGUAACCGGGUUCAACAGCUGGAUGAGGAGAAUGCAGAGAUGAAGUUGAAUGUGUGCAGACUAAAGUCUCAAACUGAAAAACUGGACCAGGAGAAGCAGCGUAUGACAGAUAGGCUUGAAGACACCAGCCUGCGUUUAAAAGAUGAGAUGGACCUGUACAGGAAAAUGAUGGAUAAGCUUUGGCAAAAUAGACACGAGUUUCAGAAAGAACGGGAAGCCAUGCAAGAGUUGAUUGAAGACCUUCGGCGUGAGCUGGAGCACCUGCAGCUCUUUAAACUGGAGACUGAGAAGCCCGGUCGUGGCCGGAACGCUGCAGGACUGUCCGAGUACAAUGCCAAGACACGUGAGAUUGAGCUGGAGCACGAAGUCAAGCGGCUUAAACAGGAGAACCAUAAACUCCGAGACCAGAAUGAUGAUCUGAACGGACAGAUUCUCAGCCUCAGCCUUUAUGAGGCCAAAAACCUGUUUGCAUGUCACACCAAGGCCCAGUCACUGGCAGCAGAGAUAGACAAUGCCUCCAGAGAUGAGCUGGUUGAUGCUUUGAAAGAACAAGAGGAGAUCAACUUCCGUUUAAGGCAGUACAUGGACAAGAUCAUCUUGGCUAUCCUAGACCACAACCCCUCCAUCCUAGAGAUUAAGCAGUAGGCUUUUGAUCAUUCUCUUGAGUUGAUAGCGGAAAAAGGACUUACGCUCUGUAAAGAGAUUCCCCUUAUGGCCGGCCGUGGGAGAUGUACCCACACAGCCCCCAAUCAUCUUGUAUUUACAGAGCUAGUUGCUGAAGAAAAAAGUCUCCUAUGUGCUCUGACAUACACAAACACAAUUCCAUUGUUACCCAUGUCAUCAUGCUAUGAGUUCAAUCUGUAGAAACGACAAAAACAAGUGAUGAAACUGGAAUAUAGUUUAGAAGUGUACUUUUCACACCCUAUUACAUAUACGCACUACCUCUGAGUAUGUACAACUCAGUGUUUAAUUCGACCUAUGAACAAAACGAGUAGAAAUGUAUUAAAUAUCACAAUGAUCACAGCGCAGAGGAGAGCUCUUCAUGCACUUACAGGGUACGGCAUGUGUUCUUAUGUUUUUUUAUUCUAAUUAGAUGUGCCAGGACUGUCUCUAAAACUUGUACUGCUCACAUAUGACCUCUCCACAUUUCCGUGCUGAGCCAAUAAUAGGGACUUGAGAUCUGUCUUAGUCUGAGUAUAAAUGUCAUGUAAUGAUAGCAGAUGUAUGGUAACCGGGAUCAGCAGAUAAUGAAUGCUGUGCUGUGGGUCGAACUAGGCUGUGUAAUUCAUCGUUGUCAUUGGAUGAUGCAUUUGAUCGGCAUCCAUCCAGGCUGUUGUGAUAUCAGCCUAUUUAGGAUUGAGGAAUCACAUGUUGUUAUAGUCAAGGCACAAGUGUGGUGAAAAGUGUGAGCACAGUCACAGUUGUACAAUAUAUUAUGUACAUAUAGAGAGAAAAGUCUAGGUAUUGUGGAAAAGAAAGGUUUAUUUUUCAUAGAACUCUGUGAUAGUGUACAUGAAAUGACACAUAGUGUCAGUCUCAAGUGGGUGGAUCAAAAUUAAAUAUUAAUGAUAGUCGAAUAAAUAAAACUCCAAAAACUAUGAUUAUAAAGACAUAUUCACAAACCAUUAACUGAUAUCCAGCAACAGGUUGCGGUGGAUCUGUAUCUCUUAACAAGAAAUGGUGGCCUGCUCAUGUUUAAUUUACAUUAAAAUAAAUAUGUAUAUGCAAAUGGAUUAGUUCAUAACUCACAUAAUAGUUUAAUAUUUAUCAUCAGUGCCAUAGGUAGAAGAAGCUGCACAUUAUAAUGUCUUUAAAAUGUACAUCCCAUGAAUGUAUCACCAUGCACCUCUCAACAUAUAAUAAUCACAUUUUCCCCACAACAUCCCAUUUAGCUAGUCAAAUACUAUGUGAAUCACAGUAUUUCAGAUUAUUGUGUAGUAUGGGAAACGAACCAAUACUGCUACAUGCUCGAUUGUCACAAACUAGUUUUGCUUUGUUGCACAAAUUGUACUGAAUCUGUUUCUUCGCAUGUUCUGUUUGUGAACUUUCUUUGGAAUGUAACUCUUUUGGUUGUUUCAGUAACUGUUAUUAUUAUUAUCAGUUAUAGAGGAGCUUUUUAUAUAUUUCUGUUACAUCUUGUGUUGUAGAAUUUUUCACUCAUUGUAAAUGUUGUACAGAGACUAGUUCUUAUUUGUAUUGCUGUGCCACUCAUCAAUCUUAAUGAAUAAAUGAAAGGCAGUCUUUUAUACAGUUUUAGGACGUUAGACAUGACUAAAUAAUGUAUAAAUCAUGUUGAAUUGUUUUGCCACCGUGGCAUUUGAUAAGAUUGUGACAUCACAGUUACUGUAAUAUUCCUUAAAAUUACUCCUCAGUAGUUGUAAUUUCAUAGAUAAGACUUGUGCAUAGUUAUUUAAUAAUUAUGUUUGAUCGAAACCAGUCAACCAUCACAACUGUUUGAAAAAACAUUCAGAUAAAUUUUAGCUGUUAUAUAAUUUUCCUCUCCAGUACUCUCUUCAUAGAGUAAGCGGUCAAGAGAAUAAAUGGAUAUUAUAUAAUUUGUUGUAUAGUAAAUAGAAAAUUUAGUGAAUCGAAAACUCCCUUUCCCAGCACCAGUGAACUUUUUGCACAUUUUUUUUGCUUUCUGUCACUGUUACAGGUUAGAUGCUACUCAGUUUGACACUUUUCUAUAGCUUAGGGUUUACAGAACAUUUUUGUUGUUGUUUACAUCUUUUUGUUAUAGAUUAAGAUUGACAUUUUCUUGUGUCAUGUAUGGGUAUAUAACACUAUAUAGUAUUAUUACUUGUUUCUAAUCACACAAAAUAGAGAACAACAAGACUUUCCGAAUAUUAAAUAAUAAUGGCCUCAAGAUUUAUGGCAAAUUGCAAAUAUAAUAAAACACUUUUUGGCAUGA
This is a messenger RNA of Triplophysa dalaica, 4184 nucleotides long. RefSeq names its product RAB11 family interacting protein 4 (class II) a (gene rab11fip4a). Bases 56 to 1918 code for a protein of 620 amino acids. The transcript has 15 exons. NCBI's taxonomy places the organism in Eukaryota, Metazoa, Chordata, Actinopteri, Cypriniformes, Nemacheilidae. Gene Ontology annotation, biological process: endocytic recycling; regulation of cytokinesis. Gene Ontology annotation, molecular function: calcium ion binding. Gene Ontology annotation, cellular component: midbody; endocytic vesicle; recycling endosome membrane. The record is from RefSeq and is a predicted model, not a curated record.